AUGGACCAGUACCAGAUCAAGACAAACGGCCAAGGUGCCCCUACCGGCGCCGUCGCUGCCACCUCCCAGCCCGUGACCGUCGGUUCCGGCGUGUCUGCCGUUGCCUCUGCUGGCAGCGUCUCCGCCGCCGGCUCGACCGCACCUGCCUUCCAGCCUGACGAGAGCUCCAAGACUCUCUACGUUGGCAACUUGGAUCAGAGCGUGAACGAGGCCGCAUUGCAGGAGAUCUUCUCCCAGACUGGAGGCCUGAUCGAGAGCGUCAAGAUUAUCCGCGACAAAAACUUUGCUCACCAGGGCGGCCUUAACUAUGGCUUUGUCGAGUUUGCUGACCAUUCCGCCGCCGACAAUGCUAUCCAGCAGAUGAACGGACGCCGCGUCUACCUCCAGGAGAUCAAGGUCAACUGGGCUUUCACUGGACAGGCUGCUGGCAAGGAAGACACUGCCACCCACUACCACAUCUUCAUUGGAGACAUCAGCCCCGAGAUCAACGAUGAGGCCUUGAGCCAGGCCUUCGGCGCCUUUGGAACCAUGACUGACGCUCGCGUUAUGUGGGAUUCCAACUCGGGCAAGUCGAGAGGCUAUGGAUUUGCUGCCUACAAGGAGCGUGCUGAUGCUGAGCGUGCUAUCGCCUCCAUGAACGGCCAGACUCUUGGAAACAGAGCUCUUCGCUGCAACUGGGCCAGCCAACGCGGUAUGCCCGGACCUAACUUCCAGGGUAUGCACCAGGGCGGAAACUCAUUCAAGAUGGUUGCUGGUCAGGCUCCUCAGUUCAACUCCACUGUUUACAUUGGAAACUUACCUCCUCACACCACCCAGGAGGAUCUUAUUCCCUUCUUCCAGCCAUUUGGAUUUGUUGUCGACAUGAGACUUCAGGCUGAUCGUGGAUUCGCCUUUGUCAAGCUCGAGACUCACGAGAAGGCUGCCAACGCCAUUGUUCGCCUCGCCGGCACCAUGAUCAACGGUCGCCCUGCCAAGCUUUCGUGGGGAAAGGACCGCGCUGCUGAGAACGCAGCCCGCGGCAACCACUAUGGCUACUACAACAACGGAUCUGGUUACGGUAUGGGCGGCCACCAAAACAACGGCGGUUACCAAUACAAUAGCUACAAUAACCAUAGCAACCACAACAACCACCAUAACAACAACCACUAUGGCGGCAAUGGACAGGCUUAUGGACGCAACGGAGGUCACCACAACAACCAUCACCACCACCACAACCAGCAUCACAACAACCAGCAUCACCAAAACCACCACAACAACAACCACAACCAGCACCACCACAACAACCACCAGCACAACUCGUUCCAGCACCAGCAGCAACAGCAGCAGCAGCAGGUUGUUGGAGGACUGGAUGGUGUCCCUGGAGCAACGGGAUCAUCGGCUUUGGCUGCAGGCAGCUCUGCCCUCCCACCCUCCAACGUUGCCGUCGGUAGUAACGGCAACAACGGCAACAUUGGCCAGGAGGCUUAUGACCAGUUCUCGUCGUUCAACAACAGCCGAGGCAACUAA
This is a messenger RNA of Linnemannia hyalina, 1506 nucleotides long. NCBI's taxonomy places the organism in Eukaryota, Fungi, Mortierellomycota, Mortierellomycetes, Mortierellales, Mortierellaceae. The record is from the annotation of a GenBank genome assembly.